UUUUUUUUCUCUCUCUCAAGAAUUCAACAAAAACUGUGCCAACUUUUAUGUGGGACUAGAUUAGUUAGUAAUGCAGCUUGCUUGAUUAGUCAUUUAUAACUAAUCUCCUCAAUUCUUCUUAUAAAAAGCACUAUCCCUCAACGUAUCUUAUUUGAUUAAUUUUUUGUUGCAACAGCCAACAAGUGCUUUUGGUUGUUGCUCUUUCGAUAGAGGCCAUGGAAAAAGUUGUUUUGGUUGUGAUAUUGGCGACGACAUUUACAUGGGUGGCUAAAGGACAAGACCAAGCGUCAUGGGCAAAGAGGGUUGAUACAGGCAAAGAAGUGGUAACAACUCUUCAAUUCUACUUCCAUGACAAACUUAGUGGAUCCAACCCGAGUGCAGUCCAAAUCGCACAAGCUGCUGGGACUAACAAUUCGGGUACCUUAUUUGGGUCUUUGUUGAUGAUUGAUGAUCCACUUACUAUUGGACCCGACCCAACUUCAAAACUAGUGGGUCGAGCCCGAGGAUUAUAUGGGUCCGCUGGUCAAACUGAUCUGGGCCUUAUCAUGGUGAUUAGUUAUGGGUUCUCGGAUGGUAUCUAUCAAGGGAGUUCAUUUAGCCUAUUAAGCUUGAACCCGGCAAUGAACCCGGUUCGUGAGAUGGCUAUCGUUGGUGGGACCGGGCUUUUCCGGUUGGCCCGUGGGUAUGCUAUUGCUCAAACUUACUCGGCAAAUGCUAAUGGUGAUGCAAUUGUUGGCUACAAUGUUACAAUUGUCACAUAUGUUUGAUUUUUUUUUUCCUUUUUCCUUUAAAUUUUUUAUACUAUUUUAUAUUUCCUCCGGUGAGAGAUUGUGCUCUAAAGAAUAUUAUUCAGGUAAUUUAAUUAUUGGCGUUAUAAAAAAAUCAGAAUUUCAUAAUAAGGUAAAUAUUUAGAAAAGAUGAAAUUGUAGUGUUUCUUUCCACGUUCGUCUAGCAAAUACAACUACCAAUUUAAUCAAUGUCGAAU
This is a messenger RNA of Solanum dulcamara, 985 nucleotides long. Its product is annotated as dirigent protein 23-like. Bases 216 to 767 code for a protein of 183 amino acids. Lineage: Eukaryota; Viridiplantae; Streptophyta; Magnoliopsida; Solanales; Solanaceae. The record is from RefSeq and is a predicted model, not a curated record. The transcript has a single exon.